This is a messenger RNA of Acaulospora colombiana, 1581 nucleotides long. The record is from the annotation of a GenBank genome assembly. NCBI's taxonomy places the organism in Eukaryota, Fungi, Glomeromycota, Glomeromycetes, Diversisporales, Acaulosporaceae.
AUGAACACAAGACGAAGCAGAAAACCAAUUGAAACAACUACUUCAUUUACUACUGAGGGAACACGCGUUGCGUCUAGUAGCAUGAGUGAAGCUUCAUUUCCCAAAAGAAGAGGAAAACUCAGAAAAGAAGAGGAAACCAUUGACAUUCAAAGUGCUUCAUCCUCUAGUCAAGGUGGUGCAGUCCGAGAAGUUGAAAUGAUAUGCGUCGAAGUUCCCCCUCCUAAGAGAAGUGGGAGGCGCGGGAACGACAGAGAAACCCCUGACGCUCAAAAAGUUAUGGAAUCCAGUAAUGGAGGUAGUUCUGUCGUACUGUCUAAAACUGAGAUAUUUAUUGAAGUCCCUUCCUCAACGAGAAGAAGGAAACGAAAGAAUGAAGAAACAAUCUCAGAUACUCAAGCAAGUAUAGCCUCCAGCAGUAAAGGUAAUACAGUCACAUCGACCAGAGUUGAGGAAGUUGCUGAAGUCCUCUCUCCUAGGAAAGGAAAGCGGCAGAAGAAUGAAGGAACAACUCCUGACAUACAAUCAGCCGAAACUGAUGUUGUCGUCGAAAUUCCUCCUCCUAAGAGAAGAGGGGGACGCAAGAAUAAUGAAGAAGUGAUUCCCUAUACUCUAACAAACACGAUAUCCAGUAUUACUAGUGCUGAAGCUGAAAGUAUCGAUGAAACAUCCUCCCGCAAUGGAAAAGGAAGGUACAAGUACGACGAAGAAACCUCUGAAACACCAACGAGCAUGACGUCUAGUAACGGAAAUGACGUGGUCAUAACGACUAUAGCGACAGAGAUUGAAAGUAUUACUAAAGCUUCCUCCUCUUACAAAGGAAAAGGGAAAUGCAAGAAUGAAGACGAAACUCCCGAAACUCUUACAAGCAUGACGUCUAGUAGCAGAAGCAAUCCAGUUACGGCGGCUGAAAUUGAGAGUAUUACCAAAGCGUCUUCCAAAAGAGAAGGGAAACGCCAGAAUGACGAACAAACUCCUGAUACUCUGAUAAGCAUGGCUUCUAAUAGCUUGAACAAUACGGUCACAACGAAAAUGACAGUUGAGACUGAUAGUAUUAAUAAAAUAUCCUCUUCUGAAAGAAAAGGGGAAUGCAGGAAUGAUGGAGAAACCGUUGAAGCUUUGACAAGCAUGGCUUCUAGUAGCAGAAGUAACAUGGUCACAGAAACUGAGACUGGGAGUGGCACUAGAGCGUACGUCUUUACGAGAAAAGGGAAAUGUAAAAAUGACGAAGUCCUCGAAGUUCAAACAAAUACGGGAAUUAAUAGUAGAGGUGAUACGAUUAUGACGGAAGAAACAGAAAUAAACACUGGAACACUAUCAUCUAUAGGAAAAGGGAAACGAAAGAGGGACGAAGAAGCGUCCGAUGAACAAACAAGUGCGGAGGCAUCCAACAGCGGAAAUAAUAUAGCCGUAGCUGAAGCCGAAAUAACCGCUGAAGUAGCUUCUUCCGAAAGAAAAGGGAAACGAAGGAAAGAAGAGACUUCUGACACUUGGAAAAGUGUGACGUCUGACAAUUGUACGGUUAUGGCAGCUGGAACUAGUGUUAUUUCCUCAGAGGGGAAAGGCAGGCGGGACGUCUGGUAG